This is a messenger RNA of Raphanus sativus (radish), 879 nucleotides long. RefSeq names its product casparian strip membrane protein 2-like. The record is from RefSeq and is a predicted model, not a curated record. The transcript has 3 exons. Bases 61 to 675 code for a protein of 204 amino acids. NCBI's taxonomy places the organism in Eukaryota, Viridiplantae, Streptophyta, Magnoliopsida, Brassicales, Brassicaceae.
CUGUCUACGGAUUCUCCUCUUCAAAGCAAAACAAAACAUUUGAUUAGUCUUAAAAAAGAUAUGAAGAACGAAUCCACCAUCAUUGAUGUCCCUGCGGAAUCCAGCUCAGCCAUGAAAGGAUCAGCUCCUUUAAUUGGUAUGGCUAAAGACCACACUACUAGUGACUCAGGUGGAUACAAGAGAGGUCUCUCAAUCUUCGACUUCUUCCUCCGUUUAGCUGCCAUUAUUGCAUCAUCAGUCGCUGCUGGAACGAUGUUUACAAGCGACGAGACACUUCCCUUCUUUACACAGUUCUUACAGUUCCAAGCUGGUUACGACGAUCUACCAACUUUCCAGUUCUUUGUGAUUGCCAUGUCCAUGAUCUCAGGAUAUCUUGUCCUAACUCUUCCUUUCUCCGUCGUCACCAUCGUUCGCCCUCUCGCUGUAGCCCCAAGACUCCUCUUGCUCGUUCUAGACACUGCGGCGAUGGCGUUUAACAUGGCGGCUGCAUCAUCGGCGGCUGCGAUAGCGUAUCUAGCACACAAUGGAAACCAGAACACUAACUGGCUCCCCAUUUGCCAACAAUUUGAAAACUUCUGUCAGAAAACUAGCGGAGCUGUGGUCUCCUCUUUUGUCUCCGUUGUCUUCUUCAUCAUCCUUGUCGUCAUCUCAGGUGUCGCUCUCAAAAGACACUAGUCAAAAACUCUUACAAACAUGUGUUCAUUAUUGUAGAACAAUUAUUGUUCUGUUCUGAUCUGCCUUGUGUAUAUGUUGUAUUUAUCUCUUUUGUAAAAGAAAAAUGUAAGUGUGAUUAUAGCUCUGCUUUUGUGACAGGAAAAAACGAAAUGAUCUUCUCAUAUUUCCAUAUUUUUGUGAAAUGAAAGUGUGAUUGUAGCUCUG